AAGCUAUUAGAUUGGCUAUAGAUGAAUUAGAGCUAAUAGUUGGCUACGCUAUUAAACUUGCUCUGACUGCUGAAGUGCUGAGCACCACCCAACCCCCCCUACGUUGGUUACCUACGAAUGACGGUUUGGGGCAAACAGCACAUGCAUAUGUAGGCCCUUUGUAGUUUCUACGUAAAAACUUUUCAUUGCGUGUAAAUUACGAAACAAAUCUUUUAAGCUUAAUUGCUUCUUGAUUUAACAAUAUGGUGCUACAGUAAAUAUUUGCUAAUGAUAAAUUAAUUAGGUUUAAUAAAUUUGUCUCAUAGUUUAUAGAUAGAAUAUGUUUUGUUAUUACUUUACGUUUAAUACUUUAAAUGUAUGUACGUAUAUCAAUAUGAUACUUUUCAACCCCUCGAACUAAACAGUGCAAUAGUGCAGCACGAGUAAUAAAAGAGCUUUGGUCUUUUCCAACAAACGCCUCACACAUUUUUUUGUCACGGCUGUUUCGUGCGUUCGCCCUCACUGACAUCCAUCCCCCGAUCGACGACGACCCGGGGGAGACCUGACCUGACCUGACCCGACCCUGAACCUGAACCAUCGGGCGCUGACUCGUGGGCCCCACCUUCCGUUACUUGCCUUGCACCGGUGAGCGCCCGCGUACUUCCUUCACCGGCGGGGUUCACCCGACGUGUCCAUGACGGGUGGGCCCCACGAUCCCGACCCCCCCCCCCCCCUCCCUUUUCCCGUUCUGGUAUGUCGAAAAUGCCUUCCCCACCUAUGCGCGCUCCUCCUUCCCGUGCAUAUCGUAAAACAAACAAAAACCCAUCUCCAACGCGGAGCAGAGUAGAACACCGCCCCGAAAAACCCACAUCGCUCGCGUCCUCGCGCGGUCGCGCCCCCCGCCGCUUCGCCUGCCGCCGCCGAUGAGAUGCCCCGCCGGAAGGGGAAGGGGAAGGGGGUCGAGGACGAGGUCGAGGUGUACGAGCCGGCGUCCCCCCCGGAGCGCGUGCUCAUCAUCCUCGACAGCAGCGAGGACGAUCUCGACCUGCAGGAGGUGCGCCGCUCGCUGAUGAUCACGGGCCGGGGGCGCGCGCGGGCGGCGGAGCGCGUGGGGGAGGAGGCUCCGCGGGGUUCUGGGCGGCGCGCGGCGCCGGUGGUUGCUAGCCGGCGGAGACGGAGACGGUCGCGGUCGCGGUCGCGGAGCCCCCGCGCCGCCCGCCCGCGCGCGGAGUCCUCGCGGCGGCCUACGGCCCGCCGUGCCCGUGCCCGUGCACGUAGCCCCUCGCUAGAGAUCAUCGACGUCGACAGCGGGAGCGACAGGGGCGUGGUGCGCGUCAAGGAGGAGCCGCGUUCCGGAAGCGACUCGGACUACAAUGGUGCGAGAGGUCGUGCGCGUGCGCGGGCGCGGGCGCCGGUCGCCGCCACCGCCGCGAAGAAGAAGAAGAGGAAACGAGGAAAGGAAGCUCCAAGCAGAGCCCAGGAGAGCCGGGAGGUUGUCCGCGUCAAGGAGGAGCCGAAUUCCGACGGUAAUGGUGCGGGAGGUCGUGCGCGUGCGCGCUCGCCGGUCGCCGCCGCCGCGAAGCAGAGGAAGCGAGGAGGAAGAGAAGCCCCAAGCAGAGCCCAGGAGAGCCGUGUGCCCGUUCAAAUCAAGGAGGAGCCGUAUUCCGGGAGCGAUUCCGACGGCAAUGUGGCCGGUGGCCGUGCGGUCGUGCCGGCCGCCGACGCGAAGCAGGGGAAACGGGGAAAGAAAACCCCAAGCAGAGGCAAAGGGCGGCGGGUGGUUGUUCGCGAGACUUCCACACCCGCUGCUCCGUCCAAUGGUGCUCCCUCCGUCGGCAGGGGAAAAGGUAGAGGGCCUGGGAGAGGUCGCCAGAGAAGCAAGGGCGCUGUUCGUGGUCGCGCUACUCCGGUGAACCGGGUGAGCACGGGUGUUGGUUCGAGAACUCGGUCACGCUUGGCAGAGCAGGGGAGAGCUUUUGCACAAGAGGAAGAAGAACAAGUGGAGGAACGAGAGGAGGAGGAGGAAGAAGAAGAGCAGGGGAGAGCUUUUGCACAAGUGAAGGAAGAACAAGUGGAGGAACAAGAGGAGGACGAAGAAGAAGGUGAGGAGGAGAUGGAGAUGGAGGUGGAGGUGGAGGUUCGUUCAGAUGACAACGAUCAUGGCAAUGGUGGAAUCAGGGGAGAAGGUGGAGGUACGGACGAUGUUGCGGAGAUAGAGGAGGAGGAAUUGGGUACGGAUGAAGAUGAAACCAGUGAUGAUAGCGAUGAGAACUUCAGCGAUGAGGAAGGGGAUGAAGAGGAAUUGGAGGAGGAGGAGGAGGAGGAGGAGGAAGAAGAAGAUGAUGAUGAUGAUGACGAGGAGGAGGAGGAACCGGGUGAUGCACCUGAUCAACCGGGUGAGGCCGGUGAGGAAUCUCCUCCCCGAUCAAGAAUCAUGGCAAUGCCGCUGAUGGGAAAGAGGAUGUUUGAGGGAUUUAGUUUUCUACAACAGGUGGACACCUCGACUGGCAGGGAUAUCAGAGCUCGCACACGAUCAAAUUUCAAACGCAAGAAACUCCUGGACAAGAAACUGCUCAAGCGUGGGACGUUCGCGAAGCCUUAUUGUAUCGAUGUGUCUAGCUCGGGGUCGGAGGAGGAUGUGCCACAGCCGGAGCAGUCGGCGUACGGUGGGGAUUGUGCGGAUGACGAUGGCGGCAGCGAUGGCAAUGAGGAGCAUAGAGCUGUGAAGAGGAGGAAAUUGAACAGGAGGCAAAGUGCCCAUAGUGAUAGCGAGGAGGAUACAACAUUUGUAUGUGAUGUCAAGGAAGGAUCAGGUUCUAGGAGGGUACAAGAAGGAGCACCUCGUAGGCAGGUUAAGAAGGAGGGUUCCAACAAGAAAAAGGAUGGCUCCACUCCACAAUGCGUCAGAAACAAUGGACCAAAAGUUGGGAGACAAACAAAUGGGCUCAAUGGACAGGGUGGUGUAUCCUUCAAGAGAAAUGUAAAGAUUGCUCAGAGGAGGAAGCGCAGGCAAGCAACGGCAGACCAAGAAAAGUAUGGUCAUUUGCUCGACCCCAUGUUUAAUGAAAUAGAGAGCAACCAAUAUGAGCCUGUUCCUGAAGAGCAAAUUGACAGGAGAUUGCCCCUGGUAUUCGCAUUUGGGGAUGACGAUAAGCUGGAAGAGAAAUCCAAACAUGACAAGUUACAGGAUGAAGAUGAACUGUGGAAAGAAUUUGAUUUUGCUUUGGAAUCCAUAAAUGUUUGUUCUCACAACUGCGAGGAGGGUGAAAAGGAAGAUGAGCAAGAAAUCCCUGCGGACAAAGCAGCUUCAUGCAUCCAAGGGAAGCAUGAGCUCAUUAUUGAUGAGCAAAUAGGACUUCGAUGCAAGCACUGCAACUUUGUUGAUCUUGAAAUCAGAUUCGUACUUCCCUCCAUGGUAAAGUCCUGUACUGAAAGGGACAUGAGAAAAGAUCACGAGUUAGACUUGUUUUUUGAUGAUAUCCUAACAUCAGCGGGAUAUGAAGGACCACGUGAUUUUGGUGGUAAAAAGACUGGCCUGGUUUGGGAUCUAGUUCCUGGGGUCCGGGAGGACAUGUUCCCGCACCAGCAAGAAGGUUUUGAGUUCAUGUGGAGAAAACUAGCAGGGGGGACUUCAAUUGAACAGCUGAGGAACAAUGCAAACACUAUUGAAGGUGGCUGUGUGAUUUCUCAUGCACCAGGGACAGGGAAGACCAGACUAGCAAUCACAUUUGUUCAAUCCUACUUUGCGUUUUUUCCCGAGUGCUGUCCAGUGAUAAUUGCUCCCAGAGGGAUGCUUGCUACAUGGGAACAGGAGUUCAGAAAAUGGAAGGUGAAGGUCCCUUUUCAUGUAUUGAACUCCAAGGAGAUUAACUGGAAAGAAGACAGGACCAUCAAACAGCUGGCUAUCAUGGAUGAAAAUUUGGCCCAAAGUUUGGCUAGAAACAAAUUGGAUCACAAAUUUAGGCGAAAGUUGAAGUUGGCAUCAUGGCGUAAAGGGAGCAGUAUAAUUGGUGUGAGCUAUACGCUUUUCAGGAAACUAGCGAACCAGAGCAGCAUGGAUGGGAACAUGGUGAGGAAUCUGCUCCUUGAGAUGCCCGACUUGUUGGUCCUUGAUGAAGGGCACACACCAAGGAACAAGAAAAGUCUCAUAUGGAAGGUUCUUGAAGAAGUUCGCACCAAAAAGCGAAUAAUUCUAUCUGGUACUCCAUUUCAGAAUAGCUUUCUUGAGCUCUCUAAUGUCCUGUACCUGAUUAGACCAAAGUUUGCAAGACACUUCGCUUCUAAAAGUUUCAAGAAAAUAGGCCUUGAGGAUUACUGGACAUCCUUGACACUGAAUAACAUAACAGAGAAAAAGAUAGAUGAAAUCCGGCAAAUACUCGAUCCAAUUGUGCACAUCCAUAACGGUGACAUUCUUCAAAAGUCUCUUCCAGGAUUGAGAGAAUCAGUUGUGAUUCUGAAUCCUCUUCCUCAUCAAAAGGAAAUCAUCACAGCAAUGGAGAACACAGUGACAAUGGGGACUCUUGAUGCAGAAUACAAGAUCUCCCUUGCAUCUAUACACCCGUUCCUCGUCACAUGUGCAAAACUGUCGGAAAAAGAAACAUCUUCUGUGGAUGUCUCUUUGCUGAAGAGCUUACGGCCAAACCCGUGCGUAGGAGUCAAAACAAAAUUUGUUUUGGAAAUUGUCCGUUUGUGUGAAGCCAUGAAAGAGCGAGUACUUGUUUUCAGUCAAUAUCUUGAACCACUAUCUCUGAUCAUGGACCAACUUAGUAAAAUGUUCAAUUGGAUAGAAGGUGAGGAGAUCCUACUGAUGAGUGGAAAUGUCCUUGUUCAAAAUCGAGAAGCUUUGAUGGAGGCCUUCAAUGACAUGAAAAGCAAUGCCAAGGUAAUGCUUGCAUCAACGAAGGCAUGCUGUGAAGGCAUUACACUUAUCGGGGCAUCACGUGUGGUUCUCCUUGAUGUUGUAUGGAACCCUUCAGUUGGAAGGCAGGCGAUUGGCCGAGCUUAUAGAAUUGGUCAAGAGAAGAUUGUGUAUACAUACAAUCUAAUCACAGAAGGGACAAAGGAGAAGGACAAAUAUGAUAGGCAAGCUAAGAAGGAUCAUAUGUCCAAACUGCUAUUUUCAAAAGAACCCCAUGCUGCAGGAUUCAACUUGUCUCAAGAAGUGAUAUUCAAUGACAAGAUAUUGGAAGCAAUGACAUCACAUAGGGAGCUCAAAGACAUGUUUGUGAAGAUUCUCCAUUCUCACUAACAGUAAACUUACAGCUAAAUCUGUAGGCAUGCGGACUCAAGUUUCAUCCAUAUCUGAUUUUUUUGGCUUCUCAAGAAGAAAAUCACCUGAAUUUUUGGAGGAUGGCACCGUUAGAACUGUAGCGAUGGAAGCAUGAAGAUGUGCCUUAUUUUUUAUGUCCCUAUGUCCUGACCGAAGAUUCUCGGUUCAUACUUCAUACUAUGUACGAUCUUGUAACUGAGCCUUACGGUUUUUGUAGGGAGGUUGCAUAUCCUUGGGAAUGCAGCGCUGCUUCUUAUCUGUGGAGAGGAAAAUGUGUCUGCACCGCCAUACUGUGCUGCCUGGAAUUUUGCUCAGCUAUAGAUGCUCAAAGGACUGAAUAGAAAUUGUAGAAAAACCUGCAAGGCCUGAGAAUAGGGGAAUUUUUUUUAAUUGCUUAGAGUUCCAGGGCUUCCUUGAGUUCCUAGGCCAGAUGCACGAAUGGAUGACCCUGAAGCUCGUAUACUGAACCAUGAGAUGAUCUGUUCUUGAGCUGCACAAUGGCACAAUGGAUGGUUGACAUUUGGUUGUACUGCUUUUACAAAUACCCAGUUGGCGAUUGUUUUGUCUGCUUC
Oryza sativa Japonica Group (Japanese rice) is the source of this 5820-nucleotide messenger RNA. Lineage: Eukaryota; Viridiplantae; Streptophyta; Magnoliopsida; Poales; Poaceae. The record is from RefSeq and is a predicted model, not a curated record.